AUGAGAUUACCGUACAGUAUUGUGUUUGAUACACCAAAUCUUCGAUAUCUUAAAUACUUUGACUACGUAGCAGCAGAAGGAUAUUGGAUGAAUAACUUCAAUUCUCUGGUCGAGGCGGACAUCAAAUUGGCGUUGGGCACCCAAUUUGGAAGAGGUAUUAAUGUUCGUGAAUUUGAUAAAUCUGGAGAAGAAGUUAAUGUAGCGAAACUUCUCGGAGGAAUAUCUAAAGUUCAGCGGCUUUAUCUUGAUGGUGACUCCAUAGAGGCACUUAAAUUGUGCUCGCUCCCAAAUUUCGGUCAUUUGACUUAUUUGAAGCUGGGUGAGCUUAAUUAUUGUGACCAGGCUGGAUGGGAAUUGCUUCCUGAAUUGCUUGAGUGCGCACCGCAACUGGAAACCCUUGUUUGUCAGGAACUUGUAUAUGAUGGAGAUGAUGAUUACCUUGUAAAACACCAAUUUGGCUGGCAUACGCCGAGCAAUGUGCCAUCUUGUUUGUUGUUUCACCUCAAGGUAAUUGAAAUUAGGCACUUUUUAUGGAGGAGUGAUGAACUGAAAACGGCAGAGUAUUUCUUGAAUAAUGCUAAAGUUUUGAAGAGAUUGAUAAUACGAUCUGCUCCGGGUCAGAAGUCGAAAAUUUGCAAUAUAUUGUCGAGUCUACCCAAGGGAUCGAAGACUUGCCGACUUGAGGUUUACUGA
Cornus florida is the source of this 693-nucleotide messenger RNA. RefSeq names its product putative F-box/LRR-repeat protein At3g58920. The record is from RefSeq and is a predicted model, not a curated record. Bases 1 to 693 code for a protein of 230 amino acids. NCBI's taxonomy places the organism in Eukaryota, Viridiplantae, Streptophyta, Magnoliopsida, Cornales, Cornaceae. The transcript is spliced from 3 exons.